Nematolebias whitei (Rio pearlfish) is the source of this 887-nucleotide messenger RNA. It is a transcript of the gene syngr2a, whose product is annotated as synaptogyrin 2a. The record is from RefSeq and is a predicted model, not a curated record. Gene Ontology annotation, cellular component: synaptic vesicle membrane; neuromuscular junction. The transcript has 4 exons. The coding region runs from base 1 to 684 and encodes 227 amino acids. NCBI's taxonomy places the organism in Eukaryota, Metazoa, Chordata, Actinopteri, Cyprinodontiformes, Rivulidae.
AUGCACAGCGGUGCUUAUGGGGCCUCUCUGGCCGGUGGUGCCUUUGAUUUUUGGAGCUUUUUGAAACAGCCUCAGACAAUCUUACGCUUCCUGAGCUGGGUAUUUUCCAUUGUGGUUUUUGGUACCAUUACAUCAAAAGGCUACACAAAUACAACCAGAGUGGAACCGAACAACCAUUGCAUGUUCAAUGACAACGACCAUGCUUGUAGUUUCAGCGUGGCGAUUGGGGUGUUGGGCUUCCUGGCUUGUGUUGCCUUCCUGGUACUGGACGCCCACUUUCCAAAUAUCAGCAAUGCCACCGACAGGAAACGCAUCGUCACUGGAGACCUGGCCUUCUCGUCUGUUUGGGCGUUCCUGUGGUUCAUCUGCUUCUGUGUCCUGGCCAACCAGUGGUCCAAAACCGACUCGUCUACAGUCCUAGCUGACGCUGCCAGGGCCAUCAUAACCUUCUCCUUCUUCUCCACCAUCACCUGGGCUCUUCUGUUCUACUUUGCAUACAGAAGGUAUCGUGAGGGAGUGAGUGAGUUUAACCAGGAUUACACAGACCCGGCCCACGACCGCACCACUCCGUACCCACACAGCAGUAGUCAGUACGGCAACAGCGACGCCCCCACGGGCUACCAGCAGUCACCUUUCUCCAACAACCAGGGGAACACAGGGGAUUACCAGCCCCCUGCUUACUGAAGAACUGAGACUUGGGCGUGUCAAUCCCUGAGGGGAGGGCUGGGUUUUUAAAUCAUGUGCACAGUUUUGUUUAGUUCAGAACUCGGGGCUGUCCUCAGCGCCCCCGUUUUAUCUUUCUGCAGAAAUGUUUCCAUAUUCGUGGGCGUACUGAUUUAAAAAUUAAGGAUGCUGCAUCGUCACUGCACAUUUUUUUUUAUUUGACA